Molecule: messenger RNA, 600 nt
Organism: Beta vulgaris subsp. vulgaris (sugar beet)
Lineage: Eukaryota; Viridiplantae; Streptophyta; Magnoliopsida; Caryophyllales; Amaranthaceae
Exons: 1
Coding region: 1-600 (199 amino acids)
Molecular function (GO): RNA-DNA hybrid ribonuclease activity; nucleic acid binding
Source: RefSeq, a predicted model, not a curated record
AUGGGAAAAUGGGAGAAGUCUAACUUAGAAAUCCCUUCUUUUAAUUCCCCUUUCCCUAAGGAAUGUAAGUUGCCAGUGCGUUCAGGCAAAAAUCUUGUUUGGUCCCCGCCUAAUGAGGAUUUUCUUAAAGUUAAUUUUGACAUAUCCAAGCUGGAUAAUGGGCAAGCGGCGUAUGGGUUUGUCAUCAGAAACUCUAAUGGGGAAGUGCUCAUGGCUAGUGCUAAAGCUUUAGGCGUCUUCCCUUUGAUCCUUAUGGCGGAAGCCAUGGGGCUUUUAGAGGGCCUUAAUGGAGCCAUUUCGCUCCAAAAUCGGAGUAGGAAGGUCAUCAUUGAAGGGGAUAAUAUCUCUGUUAUCAACACUAUGAGCCGAAAUGCUAAUGUUCCCUGGACCAUUGCUAACAUUCUCAUGGAUGCAUAUGCUCUCCUUGGCAGAUUCCAAGAAGUCAAGUUUCAACAUUGUUAUAGGGAGGCUAACCGGCUGGCGAAUUUCAUGGCUCACAAGGGGAACUCGCACCCAGAAGUUUGGUUUUGGCACCCCCCCUACUGUAUUGAUUUUUCCCUUCUUAUCCGUAAGGAUGUUUUAAGUUGGCCCCCUGAUUAA